GGCAAGGGCACUGGCAACUGCUAUUGGGGGUUGGUGGCGUCGUCGCCAGCAACGGCCUCAUCCACGGCAUCCCUCCCUUUGAUGCAACUCCCACCACCUCUGUGCUCAUCAUCAGCCCAUCAUCAACAACAGCAGCAGCAGUGACAGCAGCAGUGACAGCAGCAGUGGAUGACACGACCACCAUCAACAGUCUGCAAGCCAUGUGGGCACUGCAGGCGGCGUGUGCUGUGGCUCGCAACACCCUCGUCUAUGGGCGUGACCAUUGAUCGCAGCACGAGCACAGCAGACACAAGCACGCUUGGUGGGCUGCUACACGGCGGAUGCAAGUGGAUCAGCGGCGUGGCUGCGGACAAUGGCGUUUUUCCUGCCACGGCAUUCCAUGCAACUCGCCAUCCAUCCUCAUCCUGCGACGGCAUUCCAUGCAACUCGCCAUCCAUCCUCAUCGUCGAUGCAGCCGCAAGUGCGGUGGGCGCAGCCGUGCUGUCUGUUCCAGAAGUGCGACGCGUUCCACCCGCACAAGCAGGCAAUACCUCGUCAGCUUCAGGGGCACUAAGUCUGCUCGUUCUUGAUGCCAUGCGCAACCACCUCCCCAAGCUGCAACACGGCAGGGACACUGUGUUGGUGUGCGCGUGCAGGUGGUUUGGCGAAGAGCGAAUGGGCCGUGAGGGGAAGGCAGAGGAAGAGUUCAACACGCACACGUACACGCAACUGGCGCUGGAGACCAAGUUUGGGCUCAUCGUGGAUGGAUUUGGCGACCACUCCUUCAGCCCUACCAGGGCCUGCUGGACUGGGAGACGUUCAGCAUCCGCAUUCCCCGAACACAGGCUCCUCGAGCGUCCGAGGAUCCUGCGGUCGAUCCCUGAAAAGGUGGUGGAGAUGAUGCAGAGACGCGUUGUGUUUGUGUUUGAGGAGUUCUUCAAGUCCCUCUCCACCCAAGUGCACACAGCGCUGGAGUCUGCCAGGAUCAACCUGUUCAGCGGCGACAACGCGUGGCAGAGGGCCCUUGAACCAGCAGCUGUCACCCCCUCCCCCUCCACCAACCACCACCACUGCUCUGGUGGGAUGAACAGACGGGCGCUGCCAUGUGAUGACCAUUCAGCCAUGCUUGUGCGGCUGCGGAAGCAGCAACACCAACUCACACCACACCACCCCACAAAGCAAGCGAGCCAUGAGCAACCUGCUGCUUAUCUUCCCCUCUCUUCCUCGCCCUCCCUCGCGGCCAUCACAACAACAACAACAACAACAGCAGCCAACACACCCUCCACCGCCGAUGCAGCAGCAGCAGAGAAUGCACCACCACCAGCAUCACUUGCAGCUGAACACAUUCCCCAGCCAACCAACCCAUCGCCCACUGCUGCUGGCUGUUUGCUGGUGGCAACAGGUGGCGACAGCACAAGCUGCAUUUUCGGCUGGAAGCAGCAGCAAGCAGAGCUGUCACCACCGCCAUCACCACGACCAUCGACGGCACAGCCGCCAUCACACUUCGGCCGACACGAGCUCCAAUCUGGCGUGAGGCAGACAUUGCACAUGUCAGUCGCUCUCAUGAAGAGCGUUGGCGAGGCGCAUGAAGCGGUGGCACCAACGACGAUGACGAUGACGAGUGAUGAAGCAGCGGCAGCGGCCAUGGAUGUGGAGGUGAGAUGA
This is a messenger RNA of Salpingoeca rosetta, 1644 nucleotides long. RefSeq lists its product as uncharacterized. The record is from RefSeq and is a predicted model, not a curated record. NCBI's taxonomy places the organism in Eukaryota, Choanoflagellata, Craspedida, Salpingoecidae. The transcript is spliced from 13 exons. Bases 169 to 1644 code for a protein of 491 amino acids.